GUGGCGAUUCAGGUAAUGAACCCAGCUUGCACCAGCCCAUCGUAGUCGCCUCAAAGUAGAGUAUCACGAUGUUUUUCGGUGUUAACAAGCUUCGAACAUGAAGGUCUAGAGAGAGCUGCCACAUGUGGCUUCCCCAAUCAAUCACUUUUUAGGCAACCUCACCUAUAGCCCCACCUGCACCACCAUCAGCGGCAAAGAUGUUGAACUCAGCGCAUUUGAUCCAUCACAUCAACCUCAAAAUCCACCUCGACUUCCCAGUACAGUAAAGGUCUCGAAACACCAUUUCAGACCAAUUGUGCAUGCUGUCGGGACCCGACCAGCAUGGCGCACAUAACCAAUACUCUAGCAACAGUAGACCAGCUCUACCGGCGCAACACCCUCGACGCUCUCCCCCAAGACCUCCAAGACACCAUUUUCUACGCGACGCAAUGCCUAACUCAAGCAGCCGGCAUCUUGCUUCGCCUCCCGCAAUCAGCCACAGCACAAGCUAAUGUAGUCCUGGCACGAUACUGGCUCGUCGACUCUGCUCUCGCAAACGAGUUCAGCGACGUCUCGGCAGCAACCCUCUUCCUGACCGCAAAGCUCGGCUCCCACCCCUGCCAACCUCGGGAUAUCUGCAACGUCUAUACCUACCUCCUCUCCCCCUCCUCGCCGCUCUUCCAGUUCCCAUCCACCGACCCACCCCCGAACGAUCCAUCCGCGUACUACCUCUCCGAAGGCGCGUACACUGCCUUCCACAAUCGCAUCCUGCGCCUCGAAGCGCGGAUAGUCUACUCGCUCUCCUUCGACACGCACGUCGCCCUCCCGCACCCUCUGGCCAUCACAUACCUGCAGGCCCUGGAUUUUUUAUCCCAGCCGAAAGCCAAGGUCUCGCAACGCGUUGUCGAGUACCUUAACACGGCGCUGCUGUCGCCACAGCUGCUGUACUUGACGCAUCAGCCCAACGCGUUGGCGGUCGCCGCCAUAUACAGCGCUGCGCGGGACGUCGGCGCCAAGAUGCCCGACUGUGCGUGGUGGGAGGUGUUUGAUGUGGACCGGGAGGAGCUGGGGUUCCUGGUUGUGGGGAUGCGCAGCUUGGAGGGGUGGGUGAGGAAGCAGAGGGACGAGGUGGAGGGGUUACUGGGGCAAGGCAUGGUCACAAGAAAGGGGGUUGAGGCGGAGAUGAGGAAAAGGGGUUUAGGUGUUGGGAAUGGGGGAAAUGGGGCCCCUGGCCCCGAGGAGGAAGACGAAGAGGCGGCUAUGAUGAGAAAACUCGACGAAAGAGUCGCUAUGGUCGAGGACUGACAAUAGAUUACACAGCAAAAUAGUCAAAGAUAAUCGGGUGGGUGCAGAAUUCACGUUGAGCCUCGGCGUUGUCUGACG
Molecule: messenger RNA, 1362 nt
Organism: Pseudomassariella vexata
Lineage: Eukaryota; Fungi; Ascomycota; Sordariomycetes; Amphisphaeriales; Pseudomassariaceae
Product: cyclin-like protein
Exons: 2
Coding region: 322-1284 (320 amino acids)
Biological process (GO): regulation of transcription by RNA polymerase II
Cellular component (GO): nucleus
Molecular function (GO): cyclin-dependent protein serine/threonine kinase regulator activity
Source: RefSeq, a predicted model, not a curated record